Molecule: messenger RNA, 1818 nt
Organism: Melanaphis sacchari
Lineage: Eukaryota; Metazoa; Arthropoda; Insecta; Hemiptera; Aphididae
Gene: NitFhit
Product: deaminated glutathione amidase
Exons: 7
Coding region: 391-1740 (449 amino acids)
Molecular function (GO): hydrolase activity, acting on carbon-nitrogen (but not peptide) bonds, in linear amides
Source: RefSeq, a predicted model, not a curated record
UUGCACUUGGCAUUUCGCAGCAUUUAGCAAUAUAUUUAAUUAUUAAUUGUGUAUUGUUGAUAGUCACAGUGUUAGGAGUAUUAAAUAUUAGAAAAAAGUAGGUAUUAUAUUAGACACUCUGUUUGAUAAUAAGGGAUUCCGAUAAUAUUGUGGAACGAUUGGUAGGUAAUUACAAUUAUUGAAAAUAAGAUGGGAAGAGCAUGACUAUUAUAAUUAGUACUAUUAGUAGUUUAUGAACACACAAACGAUAAUUAUGAAUAAUUUGCUACCAUAAUCUUAAGUCCUUAAUCCAGUUAAUCCCACAAAUAUCUGCCUAAUCAAACGCAAUUGUUUGACCUAUUGUUGAUGUUAAUUGCGAAAUAUAUCAUUUAACAUUGUCACAGUAGUCAGAUGUUAAUCAAACGUUUAUAUUCAGUUUUUAAAAAUUCAUUUUCUGACAUGGACAAUCUUAUUGCUGUUUGUCAAAUAACAUCAUCUUCCAAUAAAGAAAAAAACUACCAAAUGUGCAAGGCAUUAAUUACUAAUGCCCAUAAAUGUGGAGCUAAAAUGAUUUUCAUGCCAGAGGCUUUUGAUUACAUUGAGGAAGAUAAAACUAAGACAUUGGAGAUGGCUGAAUCUUUAAAUGGACCUCUUAUCAAUAGUUAUAAAUCAUUAGCUAAAUCAUUGGAUAUUUGGCUAUCUCUAGGUGGAUUUCAUGAAAAGUUUUCAGAAACCAAAUUAAGGAACACACAUUUGGUUAUUAACAAUAAAGGUGAAAUAGCUGAAACUUAUCAUAAAAUACACUUAUAUGAUGUUCAGAUACCUUCAAAAAACAUUCAAGCAUUCGAAUCAAGCAUAAUUGAAGCUGGUACUAAAAUCUCACCACCUGUUAAAACUCCAAUUGGGAAAGUUGGUUUAGCAAUUUGUUAUGAUAUGCGAUUUUCUCAAAUAGCUAUAGCGUUAGCUGAGAAUGGAGCAGAUAUUUUAACAUAUCCAUCGGCAUUUUUUUUUGGAACAGGUGCAUAUCAUUGGGAAAUAUUAUUGCGAGCCAGAGCCAUUGAAACUCAAUCUUAUGUAAUUGCUGCUGCACAAACUGGCAAUCACAGCUCAACCAGGAAAUCUUGGGGUCACUCAAUGGUGGUUGAUCCAUUAGGAACAGUAAUAGCACAAUGUUCUGAAGAACCUGGUUUUGUUUUGGCACCAAUUGAUUUAUCAUUAAUAAAAAGUAUUCGCCAGUCAAUGCCUCUAGAAUCUCAUAGACGAUAUGAUAUUUAUCCAAAAAUGAUUUCAAAUACUAUAUGUAAAAAUGAGCCAAUUGAAGAUUCUUAUGAAUUUAAAUUUGGUUCGUCAAUAGUUAAAGGCUUACAAGUCUUUUAUAAAACACAAUUAUGUUUAGCAUUUACCAACAUUAAAUGUGUUUUACCAGGUCAUGUUUUAGUGGCUCCUCAUAGAGCUGUAGAAAAAUUGACAGACUUAACUAAUGAUGAAGUUAAGGAACUAUUCGUUACAGUUCAAAAGGUUCAAAAAGCCAUGGAACAAGUGCAUAACACAAAUUCAUCAUCUAUUGUUAUUCAAGACGGUCAACAUGCUGGUCAAACAAUUAAGCAUGUUCAUGUUCAUAUUAUUCCAAGAAAGUCUGGAGAUUUUUUGGCGAAUGAUGACAUAUACAGAAAAUUACAAAAUGAAAAAGACUGUUUAAAUCCAAAGAGAAGUGAUGAUGAAAUGGCUCAUGAAGCUAAAUUAUUAAGAACAUUUUUUUAAAUAACUUAGUUUCAAAAAUUAUGUUUGUUAGUUGUUUGAAUUACAUUAUUACUCUUUGACAACACUUAUCAUAUGAAU